This is a messenger RNA of Closterium sp. NIES-65, 1818 nucleotides long. The record is from the annotation of a GenBank genome assembly. Lineage: Eukaryota; Viridiplantae; Streptophyta; Zygnematophyceae; Desmidiales; Closteriaceae.
AUGGCGACAGCAGCGGCUCGUCCGCUCGUGACAGUUCAGCCGUACGACGAGGCCGGCGCGCCGCAGCAGGCGGCGCUCCCCGCGGUGUUCCUCGCGCCGAUCCGCAGCGAUGUCGUUAAGUUCGUGCACGCGAUGGUUUCGAUGAACAAGCGCCAGCCGUACGCCGUCAGCACCAAGGCCGGCCACCAGACGUCCGCCGAGUCCUGGGGUACCGGUCGCGCCGUGUCGCGUAUUCCCCGCGUUCCCGGCGGCGGUACGCACCGCGCGGGACAAGGAGCCUUCGGUAACAUGUGUCGCGGCGGUCACCUGUUCGCGCCGCUCCGCAUCUGGCGCCGCUGGCACCGCAAGGUGGAUAUUCUGACUCUUUCCCCGCUAAAGCAGAUUCGAUAUAGAUACGGGGAAGAACAUGCGGUCCCCAUCAAGAUGCGCCGCCAUGCGGUCGCCUCCGCCAUUGCCGCUUCCGCCGUGCCCGCGCUCGUCCAGGCGCACGGCCACGCCGUCAGCAAGGUACGCAGCGCCGGAGCUGCCGCUGGUGGUGGGCAACGAGAUCGAGGCGGUCGAGAAGACCUCUUCCGCGCUCCUCAACCUUCUAUCCUCCCCCUCUGUCCUCCUGUCCCCUCUGUCCCCUCCACUCCCCCCGCUCCUCCUUCCCCACCAUCCCCCCCCACUCCUCCGCAGGCGCCGGAGCUGCCGCUGGUGGUGGGCAACGAGAUCGAGGCGGUCGAGAAGACCUCUUCCGCGCUGAAGGCGCUGAAGCGCAUCGGCGCGUACGAUGACGUGGCGAAGGUGAUUUCGAGCAAGAAGAUCCGGCCCGGCAAGGGCAAGAUGCGCAACCGGCGGUACCUGAGCAAGAAGGGCCCGCUCAUCGUGUACGGCACGGACGGCGCCAAGCUCACCAAGGCCUUCCGCAACAUCCCCGGCGUGCAGGUGAGCGCGCGAGAAUGGGUGAGGGGAGGGGACGAGCAGCCCCGCCCGCCUCCGCUCCUCGCCCCGCCCCCCUCCCGCUCCCUUCCGCACCCCGCUGUGCGCCCAAAUCGACCAGGUGGUGGCGGUGGAGAAGCUGAGCGUGCUCGACCUGGCCCCCGGCGGCCGUGUCGGGCGCUUCGUAAUCUGGACGCAGAGCGCGUUCGACAAGCUCGAGGGGCUCUUCGGGUCGUUCUCGCAUCCAACCUUCUUCCUCCCUCCCUCCCUCCCUCCCUCCCUCCCCCUUCUUCUUUCGCUCCUCCCUCCCCUCCUUCCCAACUCCCCCCCUCCUUCCCUCCCGUCCCCGCCUCCCCUUCUCUCCUCUCUCCCAUCCCGCUCUCCCGCUGUUCUUGUUCUCCGCGCAACCAGGUGGUGGCGGUCGAGAAGCUGAGCGUGCUCGAUCUCGCCCCCGGCGGCCGUGUCGGGCGCUUCGUAAUCUGGACGCAGAGCGCGUUCGACAAGCUCGAGGGGCUCUUCGGGUCGUUCUCGCAGGCGCCCACCAUGAAGCGCGACUUCCUGCUGCCGCGUGCCGCCAUUGUCAACUCGGACAUCACGCGCAUCAUCAACAGCGACGAAGUGCAGAGUGUGUGCCGGCCGAAGAGGGUGGCGCCGAAGCCGCUGCACCGCCUGAAGCGCAACCCGCUGAAGAACCGCACGGCCAUGGCGGUGCUCAACCCCUUCGCCGCGGAGAAGCGCAAGCAGGCCGCUGAGGCUGCCGCCCAGCCCAAGGCCAAGAAGGCCCGCGAGACGGAGGAGGCCAAGAAGGCAGGAGAGUCAUGGUACCAGACCAUGAUUUCAGACUCGGAUUACCUCGAAUUCGAAAACUUCACCAAGUGGCUCGGCGUGUCUGAGUGA